Messenger RNA from Caenorhabditis elegans, 561 nucleotides. It is a transcript of the gene math-1, whose product is annotated as MATH domain-containing protein. Lineage: Eukaryota; Metazoa; Nematoda; Chromadorea; Rhabditida; Rhabditidae. The record is from RefSeq and is marked reviewed. The coding region runs from base 1 to 561 and encodes 186 amino acids. The transcript has 2 exons.
AUGCGUUACUCGUUCACACCGCUUAUCCUCCUCUUCGCUCGGCACUCUGCAAACGCCAGUUCUCUCUUAGACUCUUCUUCCGGCUUGACCCCAGUUGCGGCUCCUCAACCCGCUUACACUGGGCGGUCAACAGAAAAUUUCAAUAUUCCUUGGUUUAUUGAAAUUCUUCGCAAAACUAAUCGUUUGGCAGUCUACUUUCACUGCGACAAAUUGAAAGAAGACGAAAUCGACUGGUCUAUUGACGUCGAAUACGAGAUUACACUCAAAUCUUCCGAUGGCAAACGAAUCACGAAAAAAACUGAUCACCAAUUCACGAAAAAUGAAGGAUAUGGAUUUCCCAAACUUAUGAAUUGGGACACUCUGAUAAAGGAUUACCUGAUCGAUGACAGUAUUACCAUUGAAGUCACUGUCAAGAUCACUAAAAUGCACGGAAUCUCUAAAAAAGCACUGAAAAGCUUCGACAAAUCGAAUGAAAAGUUCUCCGAUGUGGUUCUUUCCGUUGAAGAUAAAAAAUUUUUCGUUUUGAGAAAAGUGAGUUUUUUUUUUAAUUUUAAAACCUAA